UCCGCUCUGAGGGAGCUAUGAAUUUUGAAUUUGAGAGGGAGAUCGGUUUUAUUAACAGCCAGCCGUCCCUCGCAGAGUGCCUGACGUCCUUCCCCGCCGUCCUGGACUCAUUUCAAACUUCAUCAAUCAAGGAGUCGACAGUCAUUCCGCCUCCCUUCGAGCACACCAUCCCCAGCCUCAGCCCGUGCACAGGCAGCCAGCCGAGACCAACAGCGAGGAGCCAGCAGAACCGAGGAGCCUCCGUUACUAAUGGCCUCCAGACUCACCACCGAACCGCCCAGCAGCCCUGCCCGCCCGGCCAGGCUCCUGCCCCGGCCACGGCGACCACUGCCAGCCCGCUGAACCACGAGUUCCCCUGGAUGAAGGAGAAGAAGUCAUCCAAGAAGUGCCCCAAGCCUGGGAGCAGCUCCAACGGUGCCGGCUCCAUCAUCCCCCCGGCAUCAUCGUCCCCUUCCCCCGCCGCCUCGGGGUACGCAGCGGCGGGCAUCGAGUCUCCCACAGACCCGGGACAGGCGGCUCUGGAUCCCGGAGGCUCCCGCCGGCUGCGCACCGCCUACACCAACACGCAGCUGCUGGAGCUGGAGAAGGAGUUCCACUUUAACAAGUAUCUGUGCCGGCCCAGGAGGGUGGAGAUCGCCGCUCUUCUGGAUCUAACGGAGCGGCAGGUCAAAGUCUGGUUCCAGAACCGGCGGAUGAAACACAAACGGCAGACCACACAUCACCGAGACGGAGGAGGAGGAGCGGGAGGCCCGGAUUCCAGCGAGCCGGGCGGGUUUGAGCCGCUCGAAGGCGCCGACGCCUCCUCUCCGUACUCCAACCAGCCGCUGGAAGCUUCUGGCACCGAGGAGGCUUCAUCGGAGAGCGAGUCCAAUCCAUCAUCGGCCGCCUACGCUGCUGACAGCGGCGACAAUACGCAGCCCACGGAGGAGAGAGGCGCGCCGAGCCGAGCAGCUGGCUCCUCUGACGCAGCAGCAGCAGCAGCAGCAGCUCCGGCGUCUGAUCCGUCCUUCACCGAGCAGCACGACUCCUCCAUCUCCUCCAUCACGUCCUCCUCGGCUCCUCCGGCCUCGUCCUCCUCUUCCUCUACGCUCCAGGAUCUCAGCUUCUUCUCCGCGGACUCCUGCCUCUCUCCCAGCCUGCAGAGCUCUCUGGACAGCCCCGUGGAUUUCUCCGAGGAGGACUUCGACUUGUUCACGAGCACGCUGUGCACCAUCGACCUGCAGCAUCUCAACUUCUGAGGGCUGCAGCAUUUUAACGGAACAACGAACUUGUUAGAGCAGCUGCGACAUUUUUAGAGAAAACUAAAGCUGAAGAAGAGAAGGAGCGGAGGAGAGACGGGCCUGUGUGGACGAACAAUCGAGGAGCUUCUCGGCGACAUUCCGGAAACAUUUUCUGAAUGAGAAUUCUCUUUUCAUUUUAGUCUUUUUAGUCCUUAUCAUUUUAGUUAAAGAGAAAUGCGGUAUUAUUUUAUUUUUUAUGUUAAACAUCGAAGGGAGUUGAACGAUUAUUUCGUUUUUUUUAAAAGGUGAUAUCAAACUAAACAACAUCUUCCUCCGUGCGUAAUUGCGCACGGCAAACCCCCUUCUUAUGGACACUAUUUUUUAAAAUUUGAAACAUCAAAUGGAAAUAUUUUUCUUCCAUGGCUGAAACAGUUCAGAUUGUCUUCUUUGCCGUAAUUUCAGCUAUUUAUUUCAUCUUUUUAAUUUUUCCUCUGGACCUUUGGUGUGGAUUUGUUGCUCGUUAGUUCGUCUCGGUGCAGCUUCAUGGAUCUUACUAACCUCUCAGGAACUGUUCACGGAGUCUUUGCGCAGAGAGCUGGACUGCUCUGAAAGAAUGAAGCCCUGCUGAUGACCCCACUUUUAGACCCUAGUUUAUUUAUUCAGAUUCUUUAAUAGUGAAAAUCCAAAUUAUUUAUUGUACAUAUAUUUUCAUAGUGGAAUAAUGAUAAUAAUAAAAACACACAAACAUU
This is a messenger RNA of Cheilinus undulatus (humphead wrasse), 1969 nucleotides long. It is a transcript of the gene hoxb2a, whose product is annotated as homeobox B2a. Gene Ontology annotation, biological process: regulation of DNA-templated transcription. The coding region runs from base 18 to 1238 and encodes 406 amino acids. The record is from RefSeq and is a predicted model, not a curated record. Gene Ontology annotation, molecular function: DNA-binding transcription factor activity, RNA polymerase II-specific; DNA binding. Lineage: Eukaryota; Metazoa; Chordata; Actinopteri; Labriformes; Labridae. The transcript is spliced from 2 exons.